This is a messenger RNA of Paramecium octaurelia, 1580 nucleotides long. Lineage: Eukaryota; Ciliophora; Oligohymenophorea; Peniculida; Parameciidae. The record is from the annotation of a GenBank genome assembly.
AAAGCAUGCUUAAAAACCAAAACACCAAACAAGUAAUUUUAAUUGGAUAUAUCGGUCAUGGUAAAACAACUCUAUUUAAUAAAAUUUGUAAAAAAAAUUAAGCAGUAUAAUUUGGUGGACCGUCGGUCACUAGGGAAUCAGUCCUUAGUUAAAGUGCAUAUGGAGAAGGUUUUAAUUUAUUAGAUACUCCUGGUCUUGGGUCAGAUUAAGAUAAAUUGGCACAUGUAAUUUGCAUAGCUGCAGCCUUAACAGUUGGAUAAAUUCAUCAGAUUUUAAUAGUUGUUUAGUUAGAAAGGUUGGGAACAAUGAAAGAGAAGUUAAGACCAAUGAUCUAAUAGUAAUUUAAGAGAUUUAAAGAUAUCAUCACAGUUGUUGUAACUAAUUGGGAUAAAGCAGAUUAACCUGAAAUAAGGAAAAAAGAAAUUGUUGAUUUACUUAAAGGUUUUAAUAUUAAAUCUUUGAUUCUUGUAUCAAAAGAAACAGAAGGAAAAGAAAUAUGUUAAAUAAUCGAAGGAAUUCUUUAGAAAAGCGAUUAACAAGGAAAAAGUUGUUAACUAACUUAAGCUGAGAUAUAAUCAUAUUUUGAUAUUAUUGAUUUGUAGGAUGAUGUGAUUGAUUAACUCAAUGAUGCAAAAGGGAUAGUUAGUACGUAUUUUGAUAAAAUAGCGAAAGCAAUAAAAAGUUUCAUCAUAAAAUUUUCGGAAACUGACCCAACUAUGCCAGAGGUGAUGCAUCAAUUAACAUUAGCCAUUAAAGAAUAUGCAGAUGAAACACUCUUAAAAUUUCAAAAGGAUAAUAUCGAACUUUUUAAUCAUUUAUAUUCCAAAUUAGAAGAUGAGAACUUAGUCUAUAUAAUUGAUGCACAAUUAAAAUAAGAAUUAGUAAUUUAAGUAAAUGGUUUGAUUUCUCUUGCUUAAAAAAAGAUGAAGCUAUCCUAAAAUUAAUGUUUUAAUUAUAUUCGACAAUGCCCCCAUUGUGGAGAGAUAUGGAUGAAAGUCUUUGGAUGUGAGGAUAAAACAUUUUGUGGAAAAUUACCAGAGAAUGAAGCAGAACAUUUCAAAUAAGAGAAGAUUCCCAGAAGAUUUAAAUUUUCAUUCAAGGAAUCUGGAGUCACAUAUAAUGAAUUAGAAAUUUCAUUUUAAAAAAUAGAUAAGAGUAAUUAAACAAAGAAAUUUAAUCCAAUUGAAAGGAGAAAUUACAUUAUGGCAAGAGUAAUUAGUUAACAUUCUGAAUUUUACAGGCAACUUAUUCAAAAUCGGCUAGAAAAUACAGAAGUAAGCUUUCAGUACUUCCAUGAAUAGUUAUAAUCGAGCUUAGAUUUGGAAAUAAAGGGUAAGAUUGGUUGUGGUAAAUCAUUUAUAUGGCAUGAAUUAAAGCCUUUAGCUGAAGAGUAGUUAAAGGAAUUGUUGGAUCCUGGUGUGUUGGAUUAUUUGGCAAAUGUAGUAGAUGAGGAGAAAAAAGCUAAAUAAAUUGAAUUAGCAACAAAAAUUGAAAAUCUUUUGAAACCAGCAAAGUACAAUUUUUAGAAUGAAAUGAAUUAGUAUGUUGGAAUAUUCAUCAAAUAAAUAAAUUUUUUUUGA